Monoraphidium neglectum is the source of this 768-nucleotide messenger RNA. Its product is annotated as S-formylglutathione hydrolase. The transcript has 7 exons. Bases 1 to 768 code for a protein of 255 amino acids. Gene Ontology annotation, cellular component: cytosol. Gene Ontology annotation, biological process: formaldehyde catabolic process. Gene Ontology annotation, molecular function: S-formylglutathione hydrolase activity. Lineage: Eukaryota; Viridiplantae; Chlorophyta; Chlorophyceae; Sphaeropleales; Selenastraceae. The record is from RefSeq and is a predicted model, not a curated record.
AUGAACUUCACGGUCUACUUCCCGCCCGCCGCGGAAGCUGCCGACGCGAAGCUUCCAGUGUUGUUCUACCUCUCAGGGCUGACCUGCACCGACGAGAAUGUGAUCCAGAAGAGCGGCGCCCAGCGCGCCUGCGCGGCAAAGGGCAUUGCCUUUGUCGCGCCAGACACGUCGCCACGGGGGCUGGGGGUCGAGGGGGAGGCCGAGUCCUGGGACUUUGGCGUCGGCGCAGGGUUCUACAUCAACGCGACUGUUGACAAAUGGAAAAACUGGCGCAUGUAUGACUACAUUACCAAGGAGCUGCCCGAGCUGCUGGCGGCGCACUUCCCCACCCUAGACACCUCGAACACGGCCAUCAUGGGGCACAGCAUGGGCGGCCACGGCGCGCUGACGAUCGCCCUCAAGAACCCGGGAGCCUUCAAGUCCGUCAGCGCGCUCGCGCCCAUCUGCAACCCGGUCAACGUGCCGUGGGGCCAGAAGGCGUUUGCUGGGUACCUGGGCGACUCUGAUAAGGAGGCGUGGAAGCAGCACGACGCGAGCGAGCUUCUUGCCAGCUACACCGGGCCCAAGUUCCCUCUGCUGGUGGACACGGGCACGUCCGACCCCUUCCUCACGCGCGAGCUGCGCCCCGAGGCGCUGGAGGCUGCGGCGGAGAAGGCGGGGUUCCCGAUCACCUCAAGACUGCAGGAUGGCUACGACCACUCCUACUUUUUCAUAGCCUCAUUCAUUGAAGACCACAUAGAGCACCACGCCAAGGCCCUGCUGGGCUAG